Messenger RNA from Gossypium raimondii (Peruvian cotton), 1629 nucleotides. RefSeq lists its product as uncharacterized. The transcript has 5 exons. The record is from RefSeq and is a predicted model, not a curated record. Gene Ontology annotation, cellular component: membrane. Gene Ontology annotation, molecular function: starch binding. The coding region runs from base 94 to 1449 and encodes 451 amino acids. Lineage: Eukaryota; Viridiplantae; Streptophyta; Magnoliopsida; Malvales; Malvaceae.
UUAUUACCCACAAUAGACAAAAGCAAUGAUUUUUGUGAACCACAACUGAAAGCCGCAAGUGAGAGAGCGAGAGUUACUGUUGUGAACUGGAAAAUGAUGAAAACCUUAACAAGCUCUUGUUGCUCCAAGCCCAUCAUUGAGAAGCAUAAUGAUGUCGGGUUUUCUUGUUUCAAGGAUCUUUCUCUUAAUAGACCUCAACUAUGCUUAUUUCCUUCAAAAGAUGUUGUUAGAAUCCGGUCCUUGCAUUUGCUUUCUCUGCAACACAAGCGUCUGCAUCCUCUUCUUUCAUCACAGGACUCGCAGGUGGAGUUGGAAACGGUGGAAACUCAACCUGAACAAGAAAUUCCAUCAAAGACUGUUAAUGUCAGAUUCCAGUUAGAGAAGGAGUGCUCCUUUGGAGAACAUUUUUUUAUAGUAGGUGAUCAUCCAAUGUUAGGGUUAUGGGACCCUGAAAAUGCUGUACCACUGACUUGGUCUGAAGGACAUGUUUGGACAGUAGAGCUGGAUGUACCUGUUCGAGUAUCAAUCCAGUUCAAAUUCAUUCUUAAAACUAGCACUGGGAACCUUUUAUGGCAGCCGGACCCUGAUCGGAUAUUUGAAUCCCGUGAAACUGAGACCAAUAAUACCAUUGUUGUUUGCGAAGACUGGGAUAAAGCUGAAUAUCAGAAAAUUAUAGAGGAAGAGGCAUUAACUAAUCAAGACGGACCUCUUCUUGAUUCUGAGAUGGCAAUCGUUGCAGAAAACUUGACACCUCCAGAGGAAGAACUAGUCCCUGACAUAAAUCAUACCUCUCCUGGAGAGGAGCAAUUACAAGCAUUACCUGAGGAAUUGGCCACUGGCAAUGGUGAUCCUUCACCAGAGAAGCCAUUGGCUAUUGUUGCAGAGAACAUUAGUUACCCAACAGAAGACUUCAUAGCAAAUGCUGCAGAUGAUGGAGUGCUUGAUUUGAAGAGAACUAACUACCCAGAUGAUGAAGCUUUGGAUAUUUCAAAUAAGAAUGUUUUGGUAGCAGAAGACAUUGGUGAUAUCAGCAGAGCAACUGAAGAAGUUGAGGGAAAUAUGAUAGCAUAUGAAGGUAAUCCUGUUCUAGUGCCUGGCUUGAGUCCAUUAACAACAGUGUCAACUGAAGAAGAGAUGUUGAGUGAUGAUGAGAAUAGUACAAUUAAUGCAUUGAUUGGAGUCGAUGAAGCCUUAGAUCACAAUUUGUCUGAGCAUAAUAAUGUUCAGUUAGAUGAGAAGCCAGAACCUGAAGGAGAACAAUCGGAAGAAGAAACAACUGCAGUAGCCAAGGACGAUGAGGAGCAGCUCAACCAGCAUAUUCAGGAGCCCCCAGUAGCCAAAGAAGAACUUCCUGAUGUGGCGCCUUUUCACAGAAAUGUGUUGCAAAGUGAUGUUCAGUGGGGUCGUAAAACAUUGCAGAAGCUUCUCAACGGUUUAAGAUUUCUAUAGCUCAUCUAGACUAAACUAGAUAUUACAUAUGGUCAAUGAAGGAUGCAUGUACAUACAAACACUGCUUCCUUUUAUUCUGUUGUGUAUUCUAUCAUGUGAAGUAACCAGAAUUUUGUACUAUGCGUUCAUGGUGUGUUCUGUAUUAAUAUCAGGAGUUAACAAGCAAUCCAUUUGGUAAUA